Messenger RNA from Peniophora sp. CBMAI 1063, 1041 nucleotides. The record is from the annotation of a GenBank genome assembly. NCBI's taxonomy places the organism in Eukaryota, Fungi, Basidiomycota, Agaricomycetes, Russulales, Peniophoraceae.
AUGUCCAUCGUCGCAGCGGACGUGAAGGCCUUCGUGGAGUGGGAAGAUGAAAUAGACGUCUUUCUCCACGAGGGCUUGACUCUCCGAGCCGUGGACGCCACGGCUGUCGCGCAACUGCCCUUUGAGCAUUGCAAGCUGCUUGCCGACGGCGCUGCGCUGAGGGAGCGCGGAAGACUGAACGAGGUUGCCGUUGUUCGCGGAGUCAUCGUCGACGCGGACAGUUCGGCGUCGGAGCCGAAGGUGCCGGUCGUCGUGAAGCUAGCCACUACCAAGCGCGCUCUCAGUAACCUCGUCAACGAAGCCAAAGUUUACAGCGAGAAGCUGCCUGACCUGUCCAGUGGGACCGGCUGUGUACCUCAGUCCUAUGGCAUCUACGAAGUCAUCAAUCGUACGACUCGGGAUCCCGAUGAGCUUUGCUUUGGGUGUAUGAUUCUUGAAGAUUGUGGCGAACCCGUUAUAUCUCUACGCAACUCAGGGGCGGAGGACGAGGUUCUGUUCCGCACUCGCCUUGUAGCUCUCGUCUACGAGCUCCACAAACGAGGUAUCACUCAUAACCAAAUUGAAAAUAGACAUGUUCUCCAGAAGAAUGGGUGGCCGUACCUCAUCGACUUCAGCAAGGCCACGUUCGAUCACGAUUGCCCUCGGAAGUCCGAUAACUUGAACGAUCAGGACUACGGCGCGACUGUACACCCCUCCGCGAAGGAGUUUGGCUGUAAGGAGAUCUACGAAGUAUGCCACAGAACGAAGAUGUGGUUGCCGGUUGAAUUCAUGUGUGAAGGCUAUCCUUGGACUGCCCGCGUGUUCCUGGACAACCCUUGGGCGUUGGCCGACAAAUUCGUUGACAGUGGCUCCUUCGACGAGCUGGCGCCUCAGUAUACCCCUCGGGAAGCUCUGACCUUGGUGCACGAAGCAAUUUGCGACUAUCAUAAGAAGUAUCUGCCCGAACGUGGCGUAGAGUAUGAAGACGAUCUUCGGAGGAACCUGGACAAGUAUUGUCAGGAGUACGAGAACGAGGUUGCUCGGCGUUCUAUACAGGAGUAG